This is a messenger RNA of Colletotrichum navitas, 1016 nucleotides long. RefSeq lists its product as uncharacterized. Bases 14 to 877 code for a protein of 287 amino acids. Gene Ontology annotation, molecular function: hydrolase activity. The record is from RefSeq and is a predicted model, not a curated record. NCBI's taxonomy places the organism in Eukaryota, Fungi, Ascomycota, Sordariomycetes, Glomerellales, Glomerellaceae. The transcript has a single exon.
CUACACAGAAAACAUGGAAGACGGCUAUAUCUCUCAAUCACAGUGUACAGCGCAGAAUUCGAAAACAAAAAUGGCGUCCAUUCAGAUCAUGUCAGAUCUUCACCUGAGCCACCAAGACUAUAAAAGCUACCCUAUUGAACCAAAUGCACCAUACCUCGCCCUUCUUGGAGACGUUGGAUGCGUCAAAGAUGCUAGCUUCGUCGAUUUUCUCGACAGGCAGCUCACUGCUUUCCGCAUUGUUUUCCACGUUCUCGGCAACCAUGAGCCUUACGGCUCCAGUUGGGACGAUACUAUUGAAAGAUUGCAAAACUUCCAAGAGGUCAAUCGAAGAAACAGAGAAGAAGACCCAUCAGCCGGACUAGGAGAGUACGUUCUCAUGUACCAGAGAGAGUACAUGAUCCCCGACACCAACGUCACUAUACUUGGCUGCACGCUCUUCUCUAACGUGCCCGACUCCAAGCUCACGGCAGUCAGCAACGGGCUCAACGACUUUUGGGCGAUUGAUGACUGGACCGUCGAAGAGCAUUGCCAAAGACAUAAUGAGGACCUGGCAUGGCUCAAUUCAAGGGUCAAGGCCAUAACACGAGACCCCCGUCGUACUAUCGCUAUCCUCACGCACCAUAGCCCGACCGAGAACAGUCGUGCCGUCGAGCCAUUGCAUGCCAACAGCAACCUGCAGUCCGGCUUUUCAACGGACGUGCGCGGUCAGCUCUGCUGGGAGAGCCCCAAGGUCAAGCUAUGGGCGUUCGGCCAUACACAUUACAAUUGCGAUUUUGUAGACGAACAAACCGGGAAACGGGUCUAUACGAACCAGAAAGGCUACUCAUCUGGGCACUCGGCGGGAUUCCGAGCGGGCAACGUGGUUCAGUUAGGCUAGGCACCGGGAUAGAGUGCCGGGUACUGCGGUGGCACGCCGACGACUAAGGCUAAGCUACUGGAGCUAGCUUUACUAAUGUCGUUUCUCCUUUUGCCUUUAAAUCUUUAUAGAUAAGUAAUAAAUUUGUGUAUUUGGCAAG